Molecule: messenger RNA, 4046 nt
Organism: Eruca vesicaria subsp. sativa (arugula)
Lineage: Eukaryota; Viridiplantae; Streptophyta; Magnoliopsida; Brassicales; Brassicaceae
Source: the annotation of a GenBank genome assembly
CGAUAUCUCUCUCACACUCGAUCAUCCAUCAAUCACGAAUCCAGGAUCGUGACUUUCUCUCUGUAUCGGAUUACCUUCUGAUUCGCCGAUCUCCUAGCAAUUGGUGAGCGGGUUUGAUCAUUAGGUUACAAAAUUGGGGGUUUAUCAAAACCUGACUGCGAAGAUGGAUGACAGUGAGCUACUCACGAGCACGGAUCAGAAGAUGGACGAUGCUUCAACCGUAAACCCUACCCCACCGUCGUCUGAUGGUUCCGAGACCGAGUCGAAUCAUCAGAUAGAAACCCUAGAGCCCGAGCUCUCCGCCAAUCCCUACAACGAUGCUAACGUCCAAAAUUCUGGAGAAGAAGAGUCUUUGGCUAAGCAGCAGAAGAGUAAUGACAUGGACGCAGAAGAUAAGAGUGCAAACAAAAUAAGCAUUGAAUCAGAGACUGGAAAGGAAGCUAAUUCAAAUCACGAAGAGAGAGGAGAAGAAGCCCAGCCAGUGAAGCCGAAAAUUUUUACAGACGAGUGUACAGCUUUUCUUUCAAAUCUCAGUACCAAGGCACAAAGUAGCCUUCUUAAUUUAGAACUCGAUAGUGUUGAAGGGCCAUCAAAUGCUCCGCUGGGUGCUGAGAUAUCUAAGGAAAAGCAGAUGGGAAUCUCGGGACACUUGAUUGGUGGAGCUGGAGCAGUGUCAUCUAGUUCUGUAGCUGUGUCUUCUGAUUCUGUUAUUGCCAGCAUGGAGUUGGAGAAAAAUAGUCUUUUGCAGAGUAGUCUUGAUUCAAAUGAAGUCAGCAGGAAUGCCUCUGAGACCCUAUGUGCAUCGUCGCCACACGAUGUGCCUUCAUUGGCUCAUGUAACGGACAAUCAGGAUUCUGACAGUUCGUCUAGGUUAUCAGGUGGUCAUGGUAGAAAUGAUGAAGUUGCGACUGUCAGUAUGACUCAGAAGGAAGACAAAGAAGAUGAUAAGAGCCAUUUAGACACAGAGAAGAGAGUAAAACGGAGAAAAAAACGCAGGUCAUCUAGAUUAAUGACUAUAUCCCAGCGUCUUGGAGCAAUUGACAAAACAACCGCUGAUAUUGAUCUUGGUAUUUUGGAUGCCUUGGAGGUUGCUACCAAUAUCGCACAAGAAGUGGCUAGAGAAGUGGACUCUGGGGAAGCUUCUCACAGUUCUUCAGAAGAACUUUCUGAUGAAAGCGGGCAGUCCGAUUCGCAAAAUUCUCACGAAGAUGAUCUACAGACGGGUUCUCCAUCUAAGGGACCAUCAAUGGGUGAAAGCCAUUCCGUUGAGAAGCCGCAUGUUGGAGAUGACGAUGUAAUGUAUGAGAAGAAUAACAAACUUGAGAAUGGGAUGAUGAGCAGUGAUGAUGUUCGAGAGAAGCACCUGUCAGCAGCUGCUAAAUCCGAAGUAGGGAGAGAGAAAAGCCCAUGUGGCUUUGACCUCAAUGACGAUAUUUGUCCUGACGAAACCGAUGUCAUUAUGUCUAUUUCACAUUCUGGUAUUCCUGCAGCGGCACCGUUGCGGUUAGAAGGAUCUCUUAGUGCGAAAGGGUUGGCUGCUUGUAGUGUAUCUCACAAAGUUCCUAGCGGGGAUUCAAGAGACAAGCAGCUGAUAUGCAUCGAUUUGAAUGUAGCUGAGGUAGGAGAUGAUGAAGUUGAAGAUCAAACUCCCUGGAAACAGCUUCCUUCCUUCUCAUCAAACUCUCGGGGUGGAGAGUCCUCACAUGAAGCUAAUUUCCGGGGAUCAAGGUUCGACCUGGAUUUAAAUUGUACAAACGAGGACGAUGGCAUUCCUCCACCUUCUGAGUUGAAGAUGGAAACGAGAUUGUUUCUAAGUCACAAUGGUCAGCAAAGCGCUUCACCUGUCUCCUCUUUUUCAGUUGCUCAGCAAUCAGGCAAGGAAGUAAACUUUGACUUGAAUGACAGGCCACAGUUUUUCGUCCAUUCACGUGAUCAGGGUCCCUACUAUAGGCAGCAACCAUGGAGCACUGCCUCCUACGGAGGGCAAAAAUUGGAUGAACCGGUUAUCUCUCUAUUGGGUACAAAAGUGGACGUUGACAGAAAAGAGACGGGAUCCCAGAUAGCUUCGUUCCUGUCCAAUGGUAAGUCCCUCGAGACAGCAGCGGGAUUAUACAUGGGAAAAACAGGAAACUCUUUGAGUUUAGCCCCUGGUCUUUCCUUUUCUCCAGCUCCUAUAUAUGGGUACAACGGAUUUACUGGUCCUCCUGGAAUGUCAAUGUCAUCAUCGCCCAUGUAUGUUCCUGGAACAGCUAUUCCAUACAUGGUGGACGCAAGGGGUACACCAGUGAUGAUGCCUCAAAUGAUGGGAUCGUCCCCAUAUGCCCAGCCACCAUUUCCUCAACAGCACAUGUUCAUGAGCUUGUCUAGUGGAUCGCCUAGUCUGAAUGGAUCAGUGCAACCACGCUUUGAUCAAAAUUAUGGGUUUGGGGUUGAGAUGGGAUUGGGAAACAGAGAGUCGCUAAGCUUAAGACAGUUUCUACCUGGACAGAGCGGGGCUAUGGGAGAGCAUUCAGGAGCAAAUGUAGAACCUUCAUCGAAUUUGUCUAUUAGCAUUGGCGGAAAACGAAAAGAGCCCGAGACACCACGUUGGGAGUUCCCUCCUACAUGGAGGUGAGUGAUUCACAGAUAGUGGAGAUUUGGUUCUUAGUAGGUGGAUGGAUUGGUUUAUUGGUGACAGAAGUGUUGGGAGGUAACUUAUAGUAUCUUGAUGAACUCUCUUCUUUUUUUUUUUCUUCCCAUCAGUUUUCCCCUUGUUCAGGCUUUUAUUUGAUAACAUAUAUAGGAGGAUUAAUUCAAACAUUGGUAUAUGUCAAGCUUCUUCUUAACCUGUUGGGUAUUGUCUCCAUGAAAUAAAACUUAUAUAGUUUUGCGUUUCAAAAGUUGAGAAAGAGUGUUGCUUUGUGUUACUCUAGCAGUUCUGAACUGUUUCGUACAACUCUUAUAACAACCAAGCAAUGGUGGUUCCUAGAAACAGAGUAUGAGUUGUUGUUUGUGGUUCCUAGAAACAGAGUUUGUUCUGUAGUAAAGAACCAAGUUCAUGUCCUCUUAUUUCUUACGCACUGUCAUGUCUGAGCAAAAGAGAAUAUCCAGCAGUUCAAAUUCUAUGCAUAAUCAGACCAAAUACUAAAGAAGCUAGACAUAAGUACAUAACAGUGGGGGAAGAAAAAAGAAGAAGCAUCCAGAAACUCAUUUUUUAGCUUUGGAAGUCCGACGUCAAUAAAGAAGGGAAAAGCAGGACCGAAUGUAGAGGAAGAGUCGGCUAAGUAGCAGAAGAGUAAAGGUCAAAAUGUGAAUGACAUGGACGCAGUAGAAGAGAGUGCAACUGUAUCAAACAAAAAAAGUGUCAAAAAAGCUGAUUCAAAUAAAGAAGAGACAUAAAACCCCAAACCAGUGAAGCCGAAAAUUUAUACAGACGAGUGUACAGCUUUUCUUUCAGAUCUUAGUGCCAAAACACAAGAGGAAGAUAUACGCAAGUUCUUUAGCGAUGUCGGUGGUCUUGUUUCCAUGCAAUGCCAUUAUUGACUGUUUAUGUAAAUGAAUCUGGAAAUUUACUAGUUUACUUUCGGCAUGAUCAUGCUUAGAUCCUGUUGGAACUUAAGCGAAGAGAGGUUUUGCGAUAAACAAUAAGCAAGUAGAUUUUUCCAUCAGCAUUGGUUGGUGGGAACUGUUCACCGUAGAUAAGCAAUUGAAGGCAUACUGCUAAUGACUAGUUGCUGCUAGUUUAUUUCUUAGUGAAGCAUGCCAAGAUGGUGGAUUUAUAUUCUUGAUGCUCUUGUCUCUCGUAGGGACUGGCAUAUGUUUGAUUUUGUGAAUGAUGAGCACCUUGCAACAGCUAUAGCUAAGAACAUGAAGAUGUUGAUUGGUAAGAAGAUCAUUUUAGCACGGUCAAAUCCAAAGAACGGUAGAAGCAAUCUUAUGAAGCGAUCAUUUUAGCCCUGGAUAUAACUUUCCUUGUUCUACCUUUUUAACGUACUCUGAAGCAAAAUCUUAUGUUGUAGACUGACAACAUCGCAUCUGCGACUCUCUCUCUUUUGUCAAGAUAAUUG